Messenger RNA from Vespa velutina, 3071 nucleotides. Its product is annotated as gustatory receptor for sugar taste 43a-like. The transcript has 9 exons. Bases 953 to 2521 code for a protein of 522 amino acids. The record is from RefSeq and is a predicted model, not a curated record. NCBI's taxonomy places the organism in Eukaryota, Metazoa, Arthropoda, Insecta, Hymenoptera, Vespidae. Gene Ontology annotation, biological process: sensory perception of taste. Gene Ontology annotation, cellular component: dendrite; axon; membrane.
GGGGGGGGGGGGAAGAAAAAAUACUUCAUUAAAAAUAAAGAAACUAAUGAGAUAUUCCGUAUAUAUGUUAUAUGCAUGAUACGCUCAACAGCAAUAAUAUAUCAAGUCAAGCAAACCGUACAAUUACAGAAGAGAUAUAUAUCAAGCUAUUUCAUCGAAAAUUAUAUAUGGAUUGGUACGAUCGAAGUUACGUUGUUUAUUCAACCUAGGUGUGUUUUUUUUUUGCAAAGUUCAUCGUUGAUUAUCGGUAGAAUUACUUUUUCCUCCGUACACUCGAUGAUAAUGUAAAGUAUAUAAUAGUACUAUAAAAAAAAAAAAAAAAAAAAAAAAAAAAAAAAAAAAAAAAAAGUAUAAAUACCCGUGAAAUUUUUUUUAUCGAAUUAUCGUUACCCAUACAAUUUGUUUCGAUGAGAUAAAUUAAAAAAAAAAAAAAAACAAAAAAACAAAACAAAAAAAAGAAAAGAGAAUCAAAUAAAAUGUGAGAAAAAGAAACGUCUAUAGUUAAGAAAAUAUUCAAUGUGUUAAUAUAUACAUAUAUAUAAUAAAUAAAACUUUGUGUACUUUACAAGAAUUUCAUUCUAUCUGCGUCCGUCCACCCACUAAUGUAAACAUCAUAUAUAAAUGUUUUUGAAGGAUAGCCAUCGCACGCUGAAGAGCCACUCGUUCAACAACAAUAAUUAUCCGUCGACGAUCUGACGCGAAUGGAUGGACACAACAAGCAAUACAAUAAAGUACUUACAAAUAAUAAUAAAAAAAAAAAAAAAAACGACGAAUUAUGAUCAUAAAAUAAUAGAGAUAAUCAAAACGCAAACAUAAUUACUUAUUUAUUACUUUGAUCGAUAUUCUAACGAUAAGAUUCCGAUAUUCUUCUUAAAAAGAAAGAAAAAGAAAGAGAAAGAGAGAGAUAGAGAGAAGAGAGAGAGAGAGAGAGGGGGGGAGUAAACAAACAAACAUGUAUUUUCUGAUCAGAAAAGAAUUUUAUGAUAAUACUAUUUGCGAAGAAAAUAUUUUACCGGUUGAACGUGUAAAACGUGUAGAAGGAACCACUGAAGAAACUAAAAUGCACGCGAAAUGGAAUAAACAUGAGAACAGGAAACGAGGAAAUGUUAAAGUAAGCAAUAUUAAAAACGAAAAUAUGACAAUAAACAGGACGAUUGUGAAUAGCGAUAUCUUUCAAGCUCUUUUUCCUAUUUAUCAUAUCAGCAAGGCGUGUGGUUUGCUUCCAGUUCGUUUCACGAAACAAGCUCAUGGCCGAUACCAAGGUCAUUUGGAAGUUUUCAAUGUAAUUUACUGCAUAUUACUUCUUGGAGUUAUCAUGGGUUUAGAAGUUUGGGGUCUAUGGCGAGAAAUGAAAGAUGGCUGGGAAAAUAGUAUCAGACUAAAAUCUCAUUCAGCUGUAAUACCAACUUGUAGUGAUAUUCUUGGAGUAAUAAUACUGGCUAUUAUUGCUGUAUUAGGUUCGCCAUUUCGCUGGAAACACGGACAGAUUGUUCUUAAUAAGUUGGCCGAGAUCGACGAAACAUUGGGUAUCGUUGAACCGAAGAAAACUCGUAGAUAUACCAUUGUCCUAUUCGGUUGCGCUUUUACAUAUCUUUUUAUAAUAACGAGUCUCGAUAUGUGUUGGUGGGAUCAUUAUUCAAAGGCAAAUAAAAAAAUGAGUGACAAGGGUCCGUUCAACUAUACGCCUCUUUAUAUUAUGUAUAUGAUCAUCAUUAUAUUGGAAAUCCAAUAUAGUCUUAUCACAUACAACGUGUGCCAGAGAUUUGUGAGACUUAACAAAUGUCUUGAAGGUAUUUUAAAGACAGGCAAGGUGACCGAUCAUUUUAGAAAAGAUCUUGGCUUGGCCGGUGAUAUUAAAACUCGAGAACAACCAGCUUCGUACAUUCGUAUAUCCAAGGCCCUAGAAUGGUAUCCUGUUGGAUUUGAAACGAAAAAUUUUGCGAAUUACAUAGCUCAACUCGUGACAGUGCACUCGUCUCUAUGCGACACGGUUUCUUCUAUAAAUAAUGCCUUCGGUCUCGUAAUGGUAGUAAUCACGCUUACCUGCCUCUUGCAUUUGAUUAUUACACCCUAUUUUCUAAUAGAUGAAGUCAAUGGAAAUCGUCAAUGGUUAUCCAUCAUAGAUCAAACUUUGUGGUGCAUCUUACAUGUCACGAGAAUGCUUAUAAUCAUACAACCUACUUAUUCCACUACCAUUCAGGCACAAAAGACGGCCGUUCUCGUUAGUCAACUGCUUUCUUCUAAUCCAGAUGUGGAAUGUAGAAAACACUUGGAGGUUUUUUCGCUUCAAAUAUUACAUCGACCUUUGGACUUUACUGCUUGUGGACUUUUCUCUUUAGAUAGAUCUCUCGUUACUUCGAUUGCCGGCGCGGUAACGACAUAUCUCGUAAUUCUCAUACAAUUUCAAAAAGAAGACACUACGAAAGACGAUGUAGAUAACAUUUUGAAAAAUGCUACGCAAAUUUUGAAAAAUGCCUCGUCUCUUCAUAAUUUCACAACGAUCAAACAUAAUAAUACAUAAAUGUUCUUGUGAUUUUCUUUUUUUACAGACGUUAUAAGUAAGUAAAUAUUACAUACACCAUUGACGUCUUCGUUUAAUUAAUAAAUUGAAUUAACUUUGUACGUUCCAAUAGAGUCAAAUAAUGCUCAUUUCGGUGUCCAUUUAUAUGGACAUAGUCAAUUGAAAUAGGCAUACGGUAAUUAUAUAAAUAUAGGCAUGCGGCAGUUAUACAAAUAGUUUAUAUAAAUACAAUAUUCUGUCCACUUUUAAUUUAUGCACUGAUAUACACAUAUAUAAUAUUUAUCCAUGUUACAGUAGUUCGUAGAUUUAAUCGCCUCGUCCGUUGUUUCGUAGAACUAUUUAUCUGCCGUUUUACCCACCUGUUAUAAUAACAAUAAAUGUAAUGGUGGAUGAAAUAUAUGUUUGGAAUGUCCCCAUGUAAUGUCCGUACCGUUUACUUUCAUGUAAAAAUGUUGUGUUCGAAAAUUGCUAAUUACAGUAGUUCUAUUGCCCAAUAAAUAUAUGCACUCUGUAUAAAUGUAUAUUAUAUAGAUUGACCGAUACUUUAUGU